Messenger RNA from Neolamprologus brichardi, 5012 nucleotides. Lineage: Eukaryota; Metazoa; Chordata; Actinopteri; Cichliformes; Cichlidae. The record is from RefSeq and is a predicted model, not a curated record.
GAUAGAACCGACACACCACUGAGUAUUUCUCCAUCUAUUAGGUGUCAUGCAUCCAGUUUAAUAGCUAGUACACGUGCGGACAGUGAGUCAUUAAUUAAUUCUGAGGGAACUUGAAGAAGAAAACGAUCCAGUGCUGAGAUCCGUGCGUCACCGGGUCCCCGGCGGUGGCGACGCGUACUGCUCCUCAGUCGUGCUUCGCUUCAACCCGGCUUUAAAAAAAAACGGGCCAGUGAGACCGCUCACCGAUCGCCGAUUAACACAUUAAUUGAGCCCAUCAACCAAUCGUUCGGUCGCGAUCGUGGCGCCUCGCCCACGGCAUGACCUCCGGAGUGACGCGUCUCUCCGAUGAGAGGGCGGAGGGAAGAGCGCCGGAGGAGAUGCGCAUAUCUGCAGGUCUCUAGCGCUGUCGUAAAACAAGUGUCGGGAGCAAGUGAGCUAAAAUUAAAGCAAUGCCAGGAGUAACCAAGUACAAUUUAGUGGAUGACGCGCAAGAUUUGAGGAUCCCCAUGCACAACGAGGAGGUGUUUAAGCAUGGGGUGUGCUUCGAGGCAAAGUACAUAGGCAGUUUGGAGGUGGGCCGCCCCGGGAGCCGAAUGGAGAUAGUUGCAGCAAUGAGGAGAAUCAGAUAUGAAUUCAAGUUGAAGAACAUAAAGAAAAAGAAGGUCAACAUUGUCGUAUCUACUGACUUCGUCAAAGUGAUUUUGCGCAAAAAGAGGAAGAGAAAAGGGUGGUCGUGGGACGACAACACCAUCUUGGUGACACAGGAUCCUAUCUACAGAUCCACCCUCGUUGGCCUCCUGCUGCUGUUCUCUCAAAACGUCAACACACACACACACACACACACCAUCUUCUCGGUGUCUCCACCCCACCCCCUCUCACAGUCUCAGGCCAUGAGGAUUGUGCGGACAGUGGGUCAGGCGUUUGAUGUGUGUCACCAGCUGACCCUGCAACAGAAAGACGACGAGCAGGAGGAUGAGGAGGGGAAGGCGGAGGAGCUGCAGGCGGUGCCAGCAAAGAAGAGGUUUGCAUUGUCAGAGGAGACAGACCUUGAAGCCACUACAGAGGAGAGCAUUGAGUGCGUCUCCUCAUCAGACCCGGAGAAGAGUAAAAAGGACGAGGCUCUUGGUAAUGAUGGAAAGGUAUCUGAUGACCCGUCUCUUCUGCUGAGCUCACCCAUCCUUGGAGCCUCUGUGCUGGCUCAUGCUGCAGCAGGGGGAUCCUGCUCUGCAGAGCACCAGGUCCACUUCCUUCAGAAACAACUGCAGCAGCAGGAACAACAAGCACUAGCAGCUUCAGCGCAGGUAAAUGUUUUGCAGGAACAGCUGUCGGUGGAGGCGUGUGCUCGGACUGAAGCCCAGGCCAGAGUGCAGAGGCUGCUGCAGCAGAACACAGACCUGCUGCAGCACAUUUCCCUGUUGGUCAAACAGAUCCAGGAGCUGGAGCUCAAAGCUGCGGGCCAGUUAACAUCCAUGGGUUCCCAGGACAGUCUUCUGGAGAUCACAUUUCGUGCAAAGCCUCCCGGCGUUCCUCAUGAACCCCCCACCCCUUCCUCAUCUACAGGCCUGUUAGCAGCUGAGUCCCAGCUUCAGAUUAGCAAUAGUGCCUGGGUCUCUGUCCUGCCCGGGUCCUGCUCUCCAGGCACCACGGGCGCUGACACCAUCCCCUCGGGGCUUAGCAGCAGCGGAGUUAGGCUUGAGUGCUUCCGCUUUACUUCCCGAGCGGCAGACAGCCAGGAACAGGGACAGGACACAGGGGAGACUCCCAGCGACGGGGCCCCCGAUGAAAGCUCGCUGCUGCGGGAGCAGGUCCUGGGAGCCCUGGAGUUGCUUCGUUUCAGGGAAUCUGGGAUUGGAUCAGAGUACGAGUCAAACACAGAUGAGAGCGAUGACCGGGACAGCUGGGGUCAGGGGGAGGGAGCGGGGGCCGACGGAGGAGCCCGACUUUUAAAUGUGCUGAAUGCAGAGAGUCUGCCAGACUGCUUGGGAGAUGAAAUGGCUGUUUAGUGGUGAUGUGAAAGCUGCACCAGGCAACUUUGAAUCUAUGUAAAAGCCCAAUGGGAAAUAAGUAAAAUUCAGAAUCUGAAAUUAUCUGUAUAACGUGACAGAAAACUGCAUAAUCUGCAGGUAUAAAUUACUUGUCGCGCUCACUCACCGCUGUCCUGGCAAAAGUUUGACAUUUUUUGCCCUUUUGAUUUGCACAGCUUAAGAAAAUGUCCGUCUGGUUCACUGGUAGCUCUGUGGAUUGUUAUUUCUUGCUAUUAUGUAGUUAAUAUGUCACACUUCUGCAACACAGAAAAAUGUAAUGCAUUACUUUAGAAUCCGUGACACCCAACUAGGGCAGUAAUAUGAUAAUAAUAAUAAUAAUAAUAAUGAUAAUAGCAGAAACGUCUUAGAAUCAUUGAGCAUGCUGUUUGCAAAUCCUCCAUAUUUUUGUUAAUCCUUGGUAACUGCUAUAUAAUAAAUUUAGACAUCAUAAUGUCUAAAGCCAUGCUAGCUGCUCUAUGAGGGUGAGCUAAAUGCUAUGCUAAUAUGCACACAAAUGCUGUGUCAAAAAUUGCUGUACUUCCAUAAUUACACGUGAUCAUUUGAGUACAUGUUCAGAGUGCACUAUAAGUACCCAGCUGAUGGACUCAAAAAGUUGAGUGUGGAAAACUACAGUUUUCAGUUAAAGUCAUUUAGAAUGGAAGGGACUAAGCAAAACACUGCCUGAAAAGUGGAGGUAACUGAGUAGUUUCUCAUGCAUAAACUGCACCAAACAAUUGUGAGUGAAGACUAGUCUGAUUUUUCCAUGCUUGCUUGACACAGCAUGUGAAACCAGUAUAAAGUUCACUUUUUUUUAUUAUUUCCUAGACUUUCAUCUAUCCGUUUUUGUUUAUUUUCCAUUCAUUUUUAACUAAAAGAUGUCAAAAUGGGUCUCUUGUUUCAAGUACUGUGGUUUAGUGAAAAUGGAAAUAGAUUAAUAGCCAUUGGUAGCACGCUAGUAAAAUUCUGAUUCUUCUAGGUUUUAAAGAAACUGUUGAUCCGUCACGGUCCACAAAGCUUUAUCGCCACAGGCCAAAUACAGAAAAGGUGCUCGCAUUACUGGAGGGGGGCAGGUUUCGCUGGCUUCCUGGACAGUUUGCGCCUCGAGGCUUGUGUAGCCCUGCUGAGCGAGUGUUUUCCCCUCAUGGUCGAGAGGUUUGCUGUUUAAGAAUUUCAUGGAAAAUACUGUGUUUUUCAUUUGCAGUUUGUGCACCAGAAACUGUUCAUUAAACAAGAUUUUUCUGACAGUGAAGUUGAAAAAGGCCCAUUGUUCAGUAUUGAUUACGUGGCGUUUUUUUGUGUGCAAGGGGUGUGGGAAAAGCCUGCAUCUUUAUCCGGUGUUUCCCACACUGCCACAAAUUUGGUAGAAACAUUAGUGCUGAUGCUAGCUAGCAAGCUGAAAGUGGCAUUCACUGACCUAAGCACUUAUAUUUGGCACUGUGUGAUGUUUAAGUGCUAAACUGUCAUCUUCCAAUAGAAUAAUAUGUGAUUAGAGACUCGACGGAUUGGUGUUCACAAAAUGUGGCAGCUAGCAUGACAGUUGCACUAAAAUGCUAAUCUGUGCACAACUUGCCAUGUUCAAGCAGUUAAAAUUCAUAUGUUAUGACAGUAUGUAAAUAGUAUAUUUCAUGUGAGCAUAUGUUUAAAUUCAACCUGAGGCACAGGGGCAAUUCUUUAGUGUGUUAUCAUGUUCACAAAUUAACAAGUAGCUUUUAGCUAUUUUAUUAGCUAAUAACUAGCUAAGUUAAACAGUUGAGGCAGGAAUAAUGUGACUUGUUUAUUUCAAGCAGUUGUUCAUAAAUUUGCCAAUUUCUACAAGUUAAUAUUAAUUUUUCAGAUUACAUUUUUAUCAAAUCAACACUACAUACAUGAAGUAACAUUACGUACUGUAAUCCUCAAAACUAAAAUGUACCUUCUGCUUCUCGGCUUCAGUGCAGUGGGACAUUUAGCACAGUGCAGCUUCAUUCAAACCCUAUUAGUCAGUACAAGUGCUGUGGUGUUGCAGGCUGUCUGAAAAUCUCUGCUGUGUGUAUGUGUUUGAUGAUUGUUGUAAUGUUUGGUUCCUUGCCUCUGAGAGCCACUCACACGGCUUUUUACACUGUGGUUUGAUGACAUGUCCAGCAUGGACACAGUCAUUUUUGCUGUUUUUUCAUUACCGUCAAGAAAGAAAAAAGUCUGUUUAAACGUGUUGACAUAGUUGGCUUUCUUGGGGGGGGGUUUGAGUGGGGACCUUGCUAACCCUCGCUGUGACACUCGUCUGUAAUCUCAUAUAAGAAAUGGGUUUAAUAAGCAGCUAUACCUCUGAAAGUAUUACCUUUUUUUCUGUACAUUGUACACAGUAAAGUCUGAUUAACUUAGCGAUUCUAUAUAUAUUCAGCAUGAUUUUGUUCAUAAUGGUCUUCGUUCUAAUUAUGUAGUUAAAGAUGAUUUUCUCAUUUGAUUAUUCUGUGUGUCAGAGGUGCACAUGUCACCGGGCAGGCGCUGCUACAGUCUUGUCUAUGCUGUUAAAAACUGUAGCCGCUCGAUACUGUAGGAAUAAUUCAUUAAUGCCGUAUUGCGGCAGUGAUAACCUGCUGUAUCACUGUUGCGACACCCUUUAAAGAAAUUGUUUUGAAAAUGACCUCAAAGUACAAAUUCCAAAAAAUAUGUGAUCUAAAAGACUUUUCUGGACACCUUCAUAUUCUUGCAGCCAGCUGCCGCACCGGCUCCAUCACGCUGACUGUGAGCCAGCUCUUUAAAUCACUGGAUUGGGGACGUGUUUUUGAGUUCUUUCCAAAAUCAAUUAAUCUCGUCUUGGCCCUGCUCCCUCCCCCAUCCUCUCCUCUCCUCACCUUCCUUUCCUCUCUUCCCUGAAGCUUAUCACCCUGCUCCGUCAGUCUCUUAACAUUUCUCUUCAAGGUUAUGUCUGUUCACAAGAAGUGUGCUGAAAAUGAAAGUGCACUUACAUCGAUGUUUCUCCUCGUGGAAUUAAAUGCCCUUUCUCAAAUGCCA